ACACCCACGCCUCGCCGCCGCGGCCGCCCUCCCAAGCCCAAAUCCAACAACACCACCCCCAACUCAAAACCCGCCCUCGUCCCCGUCUUCGCAACGCCCACAAAGGCCAUAGGCUUCAGCGCCGCCCUCACCCCCGGCAGGGCAGCCGACCGCUCGGCGAGGAGGAAGAGCGCGCGCGCGCUGAUAGACCGCGUCGUCGGGGACGCAGGCAGCGAUGACGAAGACGACAUUGCACGGCAGAUCUACGACUCGAGCGAUGCCGGCGACGAAGACGAUGACGACGACGGCGAGGAGGACGACCUCGAGUCAAAGACGGACGCCGAAGCCGCCACGCCCUCGAAAUCUCGCGGCAGACCCAAGGGCCGCCCAAAGAGACAGAGACCCAGGUCGCCCACGCCGCCGAGGGACCUGCCUCCCCACGAGCUGUACUUCCUGCACAACAAGCCCGGCCGGCCCAAGACGUCGGACAACACCCUGUCGUCCCUCAACCUGCUCUCGCACGACGAGUACUUUGCCGUUCUGCGCGAGCACCGCGACCGCCACGCCGACAGCAUCGAGUCUCUCGAGCAGCUGCACGCCGAGUCCUUCCCGCAGUGGGCGUUUGAGCUGUCCCAGGGCUUCAGCGUGUGUCUCUACGGCCUGGGCUCCAAGCGGCACCUCCUCCGCAAGUUCGCGACCUACAUCCACGCCAACGCCAAGAGGUCGAUCAAAGCCGGCGCCAGCAACAACAGGAUCGUCAUGGUCAACGGCUACGCCCACACGACCAACCUCCGCGAGAUCCUCAGCGUCGUCGCCUCCGCCAUCGAUCCCACCCAGCGAGUGCCCACCUCCCAGCCCGCCGUCAUGAUCCAGACCAUCUCCUCCCUCCUCCUCUCGUCCGCCGCCACCACGAAGAAGAAGAAGCUCACCCUCACCAUCAUCGUCAACUCCAUCGACGCACCCCCCCUCCGCAAGCCCGGCUCCCAGGCCAUUCUGUCGCAGCUCGCCGCCCACCCGCAGAUCCACCUCGUGGCCUCCGCGGACACGCCUGAUUUCCCCCUGCUGUGGGAUAUCGGCGUCCGCUCGGGCUUCAACUUUGUCUUCCACGACUGCACCACUUUUUCUCCCUUCACAGCCGAGCUCGACGUCGUCGACGACGUGCAUGAGCUCCUCGGCCGGCAGUCCCAGCGCGUCAACGGCCGCGAGGGCGUCGCCUUUGUCCUCAAGAGUCUAACGGAAAACGCAAAGAACCUGUUUCGCCUGCUCGUCGGCGAAGUCCUCAUCGCCAUGGAGGACGAAGGCGACGACGGCGUUGGGUUGGAGUAUAGGAUGGUGUAUAACAAGGCCGUGGAGGAGUUCAUUUGCAGCUCCGAAAUGGCUUUCCGGACGCUCCUCAAAGAAUUCCACGACCACCAGAUGUUGACGAGCCGUAAAGACAAUCUUGGAACGGAGUUGUUGAGCCUGCCAUUUCGUAAAGAAGACUUGGAAGCCAUUUUAGAAGACUUG
Molecule: messenger RNA, 1485 nt
Organism: Trichoderma reesei QM6a
Lineage: Eukaryota; Fungi; Ascomycota; Sordariomycetes; Hypocreales; Hypocreaceae
Exons: 2
Biological process (GO): DNA replication
Cellular component (GO): nuclear origin of replication recognition complex; nucleus
Molecular function (GO): DNA replication origin binding
Source: RefSeq, a predicted model, not a curated record